AUGAAGAGGGGGAGCGACGCCCCCAAUAGUUGGAACAAACCGCCCCCCUCCGGAGCCCAGCGCGGAGCAGCCGGGUUUGAGGAUGUCAGCGAGCAGCCAAUCAGCGCCCGCGGCCUAAGUCUGACAGGACGUGAUGUCCUGACGCCCUUCCCAGGCCUGGGCACAGCAGCAGCCCCGGCACAGGCUGGUGCCCACCUGAAGCAGUGUGACCUGCUGAAGCUGUCCCGGCGGCAGAAGCAGCUCUGCAGGAGGGAGCCUGGCCUGGCUGAGACCCUGAGGGAUGCGGCACAUCUGGGGCUGCUGGAAUGUCAGUUCCAGUUCAGGCAGGAGCGUUGGAACUGCAGCCUGGAGGGGAGGACUGGCCUGCUCCAGAGAGGCUUCAAGGAAACAGCCUUCCUGUACGCAAUGUCUGCAGCUGCCCUCACGCAUGCGCUAGCCCGGGCCUGCAGUGCUGGGCGCAUGGAGCGUUGCACCUGUGAUGACUCCCCUGGCCUGGAAAGCAGGCAGGCCUGGCAGUGGGGCGUGUGUGGUGACAACCUGAAGUAUAGCACCAAGUUCCUAAGCAACUUCCUGGGCCCCAAGAGAGGAAGCAAGGACCUCCGGGCCCGAGCCGAUGCCCACAACACCCAUGUGGGCAUCAAGGCUGUGAAGAGUGGCCUGAGAACCACCUGUAAGUGCCACGGUGUGUCGGGCUCCUGUGCCGUGCGCACCUGCUGGAAGCAGCUUUCCCCGUUUCGCGAGACUGGCACGGUGCUGAAGCUACGCUAUGACACGGCUGUCAAGGUAUCCAGUGCCACCAACGAGGCUUUGGGCCGUCUGGAGCUAUGGGCACCUGCUAAGCCAGGUGGGCCUGCCAAGGGCCUGGCACCUCGCCCCGGGGACCUGGUCUACAUGGAAGACUCUCCCAGUUUCUGCCGGCCUAGCAAGUACUCUCCAGGCACAGCAGGCCGGGUGUGUUCUCGGGACACGAGCUGCAGCAGCCUGUGCUGUGGGCGAGGCUACGACACCCAGAGCCGCAUGGUGGCUUUCUCCUGCCACUGCCAGGUGCAGUGGUGCUGCCAUGUGGAGUGCCAGCAGUGUGCACAGCAGGAGCUGGUGUAUACCUGCAAGCGCUAGGCCUCCACCAGGUGAGACUGUGGUACUGCCAGGACUCCCGCCACACAGGACACCGGCUAGCACCUACCGGCCGACGCACAGGCUGUGCACCAGAGUGUGCCCCUCAUCUCCCCCAACAGAUCGUUGGCCUGCCUUCUGCCUUCCUCACUAUUCAGAGAGAGAAACAAAGCCCUGCCUCUGAGUCCCAGGAUCGCCAACCUGGCUGAGGACUUGGGACAGAACAGACUGAGAAGA
Microtus oregoni (creeping vole) is the source of this 1350-nucleotide messenger RNA. It is a transcript of the gene Wnt9b, whose product is annotated as Wnt family member 9B. The record is from RefSeq and is a predicted model, not a curated record. Gene Ontology annotation, molecular function: cytokine activity; frizzled binding. NCBI's taxonomy places the organism in Eukaryota, Metazoa, Chordata, Mammalia, Rodentia, Cricetidae. Gene Ontology annotation, biological process: cell fate commitment; neuron differentiation; canonical Wnt signaling pathway. Gene Ontology annotation, cellular component: extracellular region. Bases 1 to 1116 code for a protein of 371 amino acids. The transcript is spliced from 5 exons.